AUGCGUGAUUCCCUAGCGCCUGCGUGGUUGUGUGCUGUGUUCCUCAUGUGCUACAGUCGGAAUGUGGGCUGGGCCCGGCAGCGAGUCAGGAGUCGUCUCUCCUUGUGGAUCGACGAGGCCCAGGUGAAAACCCUCACAGGUUACGAGCUGGAGAUAAAGAUUAUCACCAAUGGAGAGGUGACCCCGUACGUCCACAACCCGGAGCUGUUCGAUAAGAUCCUCAUUCCUCCAGAGAUAGACACGGUCAACUUGACUUGGCAGGCAGGAGCCGACAUUUAUUCCUACAUGUUUGAAGACUUUAUAUCCCUGGACCUGGACCUGCUCUACCAACCACUGUUGGGGAUUCCGGCUCGGGGCUACAUUCCCAGGUUCCCCACAGUAUUUCAGAUAACCAUUCCUUGUAAAGGCAACCAGCGCGGAGUUGCCUCCCUGAUGCUGGGGUUAAGGAUCUUUGAUCACCUGCGACGACCGCUAGAGGGCACUCCUAUUCACUUUCGAUUAAAGAAGCAGUGCGUGGCUUUUGCAACGAGCUCCCUAUGUACACAAGCAUGCCUUCACGGAGGUACGUGCAACUCUCACGGUGUCUGUGAAUGUCCGCAGGGCUUCCAAGGACCUUUCUGUGAUAUAGCCUUGUGCAACCCGCCAUGCCAGAAUAACGGAACUUGCAUCUCCCCGUCAACUUGUGCCUGCCCACUGGGUUUCUAUGGCAACUAUUGUGAGAAAGCUGUAUGCGGUCACGUGUGCCACAAUGGCGGCCAGUGUUUGCCAGAAGGCUUCUGCUGGUGCGCUCAAGGAUUCUACGGAGAUGCCUGUGAAUAUAGUCAUUGUGUACCCACGUGCCAGAACGGCGGCAUCUGCAGGGGCAGUAACCAGUGUCAGUGUUCUGUCCUCUACUCCGGAAACUUGUGUGAGAUUAAAGAAGACGCAGACAGGGCCAGACGGAGCAAGGAGACACGGCUGGACAAGUCUCGGAAAGCUGGGGACAAGCAGCUUAGUACAA
Molecule: messenger RNA, 1000 nt
Organism: Candidula unifasciata
Lineage: Eukaryota; Metazoa; Mollusca; Gastropoda; Stylommatophora; Geomitridae
Source: the annotation of a GenBank genome assembly